AUCGUUGUGGUCACGUGGUGUGUUUGUGUUUGUGUUGGAGCCGGAAGCUGUUGCUGCUGUCAUUAGCUGUUAAAAUGUUAAUGAUGUUCUGUGAGAACUUCUCUUCUGUGUAAUGAAGAAGGAUGAAGUGGGAUACGGUUUAAAAUGACAGGUGUUAUUGUGUUUUUGUGUCAGUAGUGGUAUAGCUUUCCCCACACACACACACACACACACACACUCACACUCUCUGCAGCAGUGCACGUGCAGUGAUGCGCUCUCUGAGUUUUGUUCAGCGUGUGUGUCUGGACUUCACAGGAUCUCUCUUUCCUCAUGCGAUCUGCCUCGGAGACGCCGAUAACGACUCUCUGAAUGAACUUGUGGUCGGCGACACGAGUGGCAAGUUGUACAUCUAUAAGAACGACGACUCCAAGCCCUGGCUCACUAGAACAUGUGUGGGAAUGCUAACGUGUGUGGGAGUAGGAGACCUCUGUAAUAAAGGCAAGAACCUUGUGGUGGCUGUAGGUGCAGAAGGCUGGUUCCACCUGUUUGACAUCGCCUCUGAUGCAGCCAAAGCCGAAUCGUCCAGCCAGCCCGAGUGGUUGUUUGGGGAUGACCAGAAGCCAUGUUUCACCCAGCACAUCCCUGCUAACACUAAAGUCAUGCUCAUCAGUGACAUCGAUGGUGAUGGCCGCAGCGAGCUUGUCGUGGGCUACACUGACCGUGUGGUGCGAGCUUUCCGUUGGGAGGAGCCGUCUGAUGCCACCGACCUGACUGGCGGUCAGCUGAUUUUGUUGAAGAAAUGGCUCCUGGAGGGGCAGGUGGACAGUCUGUCAGUGAACCCAGCCCCAGACGGCAGGCCCGAGCUCAUGGUCUCUCAGCCAGGCUGUGGUUAUGCCAUCCUGCUCUGUUCCUGGACACAAGAUGGCACUGUGGCGCCUGGAGAGAGCCGUUCGACCGCUUCUGCAGGAGAAGGGCCCUCCAGAGACAUCGUUCUUCACCUGACCACCGGCCGCAUUCAUAACAAGAACGUGUCGACCCAUUUGAUAGGCAGCAUCAGUAGGGGUACUGCAUGGUCGAAGGAGGACGACUCUAAAGGAGGCUUAUUUGCUCUCUGCACUUUAGAUGGUACCCUGAAGCUUAUGGACAGCUCUGAGCAGCUCCUGUGGUCGGUGCAGGUGGAUCACCAGCUCUUCGCACUGCAGAAGCUGGAUGUCACGGGUGAUGGCAGAGAGGAGGUGGUGGCGUGUGCCUGGGAUGGCCAGACGUAUAUCAUCGACCAUAAUCGCAUGGUUGUGCGAUUCCAGUUUGAUGAGAACGUGAAUGCUUUCUGUGCUGGACUGUAUGCGUGCAAGCAGGGCAGGAACAUUCCAUGUCUGGUGUACGUGAGCUUCAGCCACAAGAUCUACGUGUACUGGAAGGUCGAGCUGGAGUGCAUGGAACCUACCAACCUCAGGAGAGUGCUGGAGGAGAGGCCAGAAUACACAGAUCUGCUGAGCAAACUGGGAGUGGACACGAGGGACGCAGAAGCCAUCCGGAAGCUCAUCGGAGACGUACUGUACAGAGAUUCAGAAUAAUGACAGAUAAAAGACGUCGGAUGCUUUUUGUAAAUGUUUAAUUAAACUAUGAAUAAAUGUCUUCAAUUCCUGCUUUACUCUUCAUGUUCACUUUUUACGUGCUUUCUCAUUUCACGUAGAACGAAAAGUAUUUCUUAAUGACAGCUUUUUUUAAAUAGAUAUUGUCUUCAAUAACUGAAAUGCAAGCGAAUUAUUUACUUCCAGAAAAGGUUGGAUAAAGAAAAUGUGAAUCGGUGUGUUUCCUUCAGAUGCUGUGGGAAUUUCCUGAAAAGAGUUUUUGAGAAAGCCUUCAUCGUUUACCACACUGGUUCUUCCUCUUUGAGAGAACUUCUGCUAGAGCGGGAGAGACAAUAAAACAUUCAGCGCACUCACUA
Molecule: messenger RNA, 1927 nt
Organism: Pangasianodon hypophthalmus (striped catfish)
Lineage: Eukaryota; Metazoa; Chordata; Actinopteri; Siluriformes; Pangasiidae
Gene: itfg2
Product: integrin alpha FG-GAP repeat containing 2
Exons: 12
Coding region: 249-1553 (434 amino acids)
Biological process (GO): regulation of TOR signaling
Cellular component (GO): KICSTOR complex
Molecular function (GO): protein binding
Source: RefSeq, a predicted model, not a curated record